ACCUACCCUAUCUCAAGCACAUUGCAGGCUUGCAUUAACUUUCUUGGAGGUUCAAUAGGAGUAUCAGCAUAAAGGGUUUCAAAAACUUUGAGUAUAUUAUUUCAUCAUCCUUGGUUUGUAUAAAAUUUAAUUUGUAUAGCUGUCCAUAAGUAUCGGAAAGUGUGCUCCAGUCAUCGCAAUAUAUGCAGGUUUGUUCCUUUUUUUUAUACAUAGUACCCUCUUUUCUUUUAUUAUCCUCUUACAAAUUAACCUCCUAUCUCGGAUUAGACAGAUGGGAAGUCGUUAUCUACCGACUCGGAGAUGUGGAAUUAAUCUCCUUUGUUUGCCGCCCGCGUCCUAGGCUCCCAGGCUCUCAGGCAAACUGUGAUGUCAAUUACCUAGCCUGCUUCAAAGUGAAAAGAAAAAAAACUUCCGUAAAAAGAAAAGAAGAAAAAAAAGAUCGCCAGGUACCCCGUUGGGGAUACUGUCAAUUUUUUAUUUUUUUUUGCUUUUUUCAUUACCCGUGUUUUCUUGAUUGAUGGAUCCGGAGAAAAACGCUCGGCCAUUGUCUUCGUCUCCUUCCUUUUAUACAACCAAUCCAUUGUCUGUAGUCAUGUAUUUCCUUGUACAUAGGCAGUUAAUCCUUUUAAAUGGGAUUAAAUGGGAUAGUUACCAUGCCUUUGGAGGGUUGCGGCUAUGUACUAUGUAGGUGUAUGCAGCACAGUAUGAAGACGGUCUAUUCAGGUAUUUAUAAAGGGGGUGGGAUCGACGCCAG
Daldinia caldariorum is the source of this 754-nucleotide messenger RNA. RefSeq lists its product as uncharacterized. The record is from RefSeq and is a predicted model, not a curated record. NCBI's taxonomy places the organism in Eukaryota, Fungi, Ascomycota, Sordariomycetes, Xylariales, Hypoxylaceae. Bases 183 to 518 code for a protein of 111 amino acids. The transcript has a single exon.